AUGUCCGGCCUCGACCCCAGCGCACCCUCGCAGCCGACGCAGCAAGCGGGCCUCAACCAGGCUCGCAACCCGGCGUCCAAGACGUCCGCGGAGCAAGAAACCUCUCGCGACACGUCGAGCAAGGACGCCCCGAUCGUCGACCACCGCGAAAGCCACGAUGUACCUUCGCAGCACGGCGGUGCCGCGCACCCCGGCGCCCGCGGGUCCGGCGCCCGCGGGCCCCUGACCGAGACCCUCAUCCCGGAAUCCGACGCGCAAAACUAUUCGCAGAACAGCGAGCUGGAGGGCGAGCAGAUGCGCAUGGCGGGCGAGGGGGACGUCGCGAGGGCGGUGCGCCGGGGCGGCGGCGGCGGACACCUGGGCCAAGAGAGCCUCACGGCCGACGUGGGCCGGAAAGAGGCCGAGCACGAGGCCGAGCUGCACAGGCGAGGGGAGCGGACGGGGAAGGAGAUCGAAGAGGAGGAGAAGGAGGACUGGACCGGCAGGAAGGCGGACGUGGCGAGCGCGUUGGAAGGAGGGAGGGAACGCAUCGACGAGGGGGAGAGGCCGAAGGUGGUCCUUGCUCCGGAGGAGUAA
This is a messenger RNA of Exophiala spinifera, 576 nucleotides long. RefSeq lists its product as uncharacterized. Bases 1 to 576 code for a protein of 191 amino acids. NCBI's taxonomy places the organism in Eukaryota, Fungi, Ascomycota, Eurotiomycetes, Chaetothyriales, Herpotrichiellaceae. The record is from RefSeq and is a predicted model, not a curated record. The transcript has a single exon.